This is a messenger RNA of Platichthys flesus (European flounder), 5067 nucleotides long. RefSeq names its product transmembrane protein 132E (gene tmem132e). The record is from RefSeq and is a predicted model, not a curated record. The coding region runs from base 1112 to 4381 and encodes 1089 amino acids. The transcript is spliced from 9 exons. NCBI's taxonomy places the organism in Eukaryota, Metazoa, Chordata, Actinopteri, Pleuronectiformes, Pleuronectidae.
GAACCGGGACCGAGCGGCUCUGGAUCGGAGAGGACGCCGAGAGAAGCAGCUCCAAGCCCCGCAGCAAACCCCCCCCGACGCCCGGAGGAGCGGAGGAGCGCAGCGGCAUUUACGCACGAUUCAGACCCAGACCAGGAGCGGAGUUGUUGGGACUUGUCUCCGGCGCAGACCCCGGUGAGCAGCGGCAGAAGCACCGGCGAUGCUCGGCUCCGGUUCCCCGGCUCACAAUCCACAGACCGACCCGGAAUAAGACGCGUAAAGUGGGUGUCCCUCUCCCUCCUGCUCUCCCGGCUCGUGGAGCCACGUUCCCCCGCUGAGCGUCGCCUCCCGCCGCGUUAGGUGAACUACUGGAACCCGGAGGAUUAAACACAUUUUAUUGACAUUUAACUGUGUUUCGGCUCUGAAGCGAUUCCUCCAUUGAACCGGCAGAAGUCAGUGACAGCUGCAGCGGAACGGUGCGUACCCACCCGGGUGGACCCUCUCUUUUCCCCGGCCCCUUCUCUCGAGCGGCGUCUCUACGAUUUACGCACGGAUUUGGGUUUUUCGUAUUUGGAAUCGGAGCCUUGGGUUUUUAUCACUGGUCUGUGCGGGGCUUGUUGUGCGGGACGAACACGCAAGGGCUGCGGGAGCAAGGACACGCGUCAACUCCACUCCUGUCCGCGGGUUUCUGGUUCUUUCUGCGGGGAUAAUCAGGCUGAUUUGCGGUCGAACCCUUCCAGGAGCGCGGUGGUUCCUGCCCGUCUCUAUCCGGAGCGCUGAGAACUUUCCUCCCCCGCGUGGAGACCAAACCUCGGCUCCUUCUCCUUUCAUGGCGCGUGGAGCAUCCGCGGAUCGGCCGAGCCUUUGAUCUGCUGCUCGCCAACACGCACGGAACACGUGAGGUUCUCUGAAGACCCACGCACCGAGGUCUCACUCACACACACACGCACGCGCGUUAUCCCCACACUGAGGAGAAACAACGCGCAGAUAUUCAUCUUUUCCAUUGCGCAUUGUCCAACUUGAGACGCCCAGGAGGAGCUGCGCCGGCGCCGCGUGGAGCCGAGCACCUGCACCCGAGGUUUAUUUAACUGGAACAACUGGGAUUUACCGUCCGGCCACUGGGAUCUCUACCAUGUCUGGGGCACGGGAUUUCAGAUGGACCCUCCUCAUCUGUGUGGCGACGCUUUCAUAUGCCCUUGCAGGGAAAAUCUUUCCGACCACCUCGAACGCCUUCCUCAGCUCCUCGGCGAUGACGGCCAGCCCUUCACCCCCCAACAUGUACCUGCCCGCCAACUUCAAGAUGUCCAACGCACAACUGGCGUUCUUCUUACGAGAGGUCCAGACCACAGGACCUUCGGUUGGCGGUGGCGGUGGCGGCAGUAGGAGCAGCAGUGGCCCCAGCGCUGGACACCCACUGCAGCGAGCUGAGAGUUUUGUGGUUUUCCAGACUAAAGACCUCCCUGCCAUCAACAUAACCUUUGGGCCUUACGCCAGAGACCAGGCCCUCACCAAGGAGUUGCUCCAGCCAGCUAGUCCUCUGGAUAUCCCCGGGCAGCUGACGGUCAACUGGAAGGUGCGGGCCUUCAUCGUCCAGGCCCGGGUCUUCUCCAACAACCCCACGGUCCAGGUGUUCUUCUACAUCGCAGGCCGCGACUGGGACGACUUCAAGGCUCAGGACAAGAUGCCCUGCGUCCGUCUGCACGCCUUCCGGGAUGUUCGUGAAAUUAAAACCUCCUGCCGCAUGAAAGGCAACCUGGCCCAGUGCCUGGCGCAGCUGGAUCUGCCUCCGUCCUGGUUUAACACCAACGUGGCCCCACUGGGCAGGAGGAAAGGCUCUGGUGACGGGCUCCUGGACGGGCUCACCAGUGAGACCCUCCAGGCCGAGCUCUACUACACUCUCCACGAGCCCAAUCUGGAAGGGGAGUGCAGUGAGGGUCCAGGUCACAGGGGUGGCGGGGCUUCCAGGGGAGAACCUCUGUCACAGCACCCCCUGCUGCGCAUUGGGAGCAUCAGCCUGUACCAGGCCAGUCAGGAGCAGCUGCUGGUGGACAAGCAGCUGGACAAAAACAUGUUCCUCAGGCUGCCGGAGAAGCCCCUGAAACCCGGAGAGACCCUGAAGAUCUUCCUCUACCUGAUGCCCAACUCCACCGUGGAGCAGUUCAGCCUCAAGGUCAAAGCAAAGAAGGGGGUGAACCUGCUCCAGACCAGGUCCAAGAACGCCCAGUGGAAGGUGGACUGGGAGGUGCAGUCCGGCGCCAAGCACUCCAUCGCCACCAUCGAGGUGAACAAGAACAAAGGAGUCAAACAGGGGGACGUGCUGGGCAACGUGGAGGUGAUGCAGCUGGAUUUCGAGAUGGAGAACUUCACCAGCCUGUCGGUGACGCGGAGGAUCAACUGGAACAUCGACUACAAGGGGCAGAACCCGCCGCCCGACUCGGACAAGGUGGUGACGGAGCUGACGGUGGUGCAGCGGGACAUUCAGGCCAUCAUCCCUCUGGCCAUGGACACUGAGAUCAUCAACACAGCCAUCCUGACCGGACGCACCGUGGCCAUCCCGGUCAAGAUGGUCUCCAUUGAGAUGAACGGAGCCGUCACGGACGUGUCCUCCUCCGUGCAGUGCAAGUCCUCCAACGAAGACAUCGUGAAGGUGUCCAUGAAUUGCGACUACGUGUUCGUCAACGGGAAGGAGACGCGGGGCUCCAUGAACGCCAGGGUCAUCUUCAGCUACGAGCACCUGAGCGCGCCCCUGGAGCUGACGGUGUGGGUGCCCAAGCUGCCGCUGCAGGUGGAGCUGUCCGACAGCAACCUGAGCUUCAUCAAGGGCUGGAGGGUUCCCAUCCUGCCCGACAGAAGGAGCACCAGGGACAGCGACGCGGACGAAGACGAGGACGAGCGGCGGGUGAGCCGCGGCUGCACGCUGCAGUACCAGCGCGCCCUGGUCAAGGUUCUGACCCAGUUCCACACCACCUCCACGGAGGGAACCGACCAGGUCAUCACCAUGCUGGGGCCCGACUGGCAGGUGGACGUCACCGACCUGGUCCAGGACUCCCUGAAGGUGGCCGACCCCAGGAUAGCAGAGCUGGUGGACAGGACCAUCCUGGUGGGCCUGGAGCUGGGAUCCACUGCGCUGAAGGUGGAGUCUCCGCUGGCGGUGGACGCGGUGCUGGGAGAGUCUGCGUUCUCCGUCACCGAUGACAAGGUGUCCAUCACCGAGAUGCGGGUCCACGCCGUCUCGGGCCUGACCCUGUCCCUGCAGCCCAGCCCCGGAAACAGCCACACCAUGGUGGCCAAGGCGACCGGCGUCCAGACGCUCACCGCUCCCAAACAGGAAGCCAGUUUUUCGAUCUGGAUGCUUUUCAGCGACAACACAGCCGCCACGCUGACCUACUUCGAUCCCAAAGACUACAACCUCAACGCCUCCACGCUGGACGACAAGGUGGUGUCCGUGUCCCAGGAGCCUCAGCAGCGCUGGCCCGUGGUGGUGGCGGAGGGCGAGGGAUCCGGCGAGCUGGUGCGCCUGGAGAUGACCAUCUGCGAGGCGUGCCAGAAGACCAAGCGCAAGAGCGUCAUCGCCUCCGCCGGGGUGUACGCGAAGGUCCGGUUCGGCCCGGAGGAAGACUCCGAGGAAGAGGUGACCACAGAGGGAGAGAUCGAGCUGGUGCCCGUCACCAGGCGCACCAUCAUCGACCCCAACAUCAACGGGAGAGUUUAUGAGACGUCCAAUGAGCAGCCUGCCAGUGUUCCCAUCGAUUACACCAACUUCCCCACGAUUAGCAACGAGGAGCAACCGACCGAGAGCGACGAAGAGGAGGAGGAAGAAGACUUCGUGCAUUCACCUCGCAACAUGACCGACCUCGAGAUCGGCAUGUACGCGUUACUGGGAGUCUUCUGCCUGGCCAUCUUGGUCUUCCUCAUCAACUGCAUCGUCUUUGUGCUGAAAUACCGACACAAGCGGAUCCCGCCAGAAGGUCAGGCCAACAUGGACCACUCCCACCACUGGGUGUUCCUGGGAAACGGCCAGCCCCUGAGGGCCCAGUGCGAGCUCUCCCCACAGCAGAUAGAGAGUCCCAGUAACCCUCUGGAGGGCGUACAGACCUGCUGCCACGGGGACCACCACAGCAGCGGCAGCUCCCAGACCAGCGUUCAGAGCCAGGUGCACGGGCGAGGCGACGGCAGCUCCGGAGGCUCCACGAAGGAGACCAGCGAGGACGCCAGCUCACCCACCUCCAAGCGCAAGAGGGUGAAGUUCACCACCUUCACCACCCUGCCCACGGAGGAGCUGCCCUACAACUCCAUCCCCAUCGCGGAUGAGGAGGACAUUCAGUGGGUCUGCCAGGAUAUGGGCUUCCAAGACCCAGAGGAACUGCACGACUACAUGCGCAGAAUAAAGGAGAUAGCCUGAGAGAGGCGGUGCGGUGUGAGGCACCGCUCUCGGCUUUCUACAGAAACCUUACUUUCUAUUUUUCUCUUUUUCACCUGAGUGAAAGGUAAUUUUUCACAAACUAAAAAGGCCAAUUGUUGUUUCGGUUCCGGUCUGUUCCAUUUAGUUUGCACAGUGCUGUGAUCUCAUACACGCUCACACCGGAGAGGACGGAGGACGAAGCCAAAACUUGAAACCACAGGAUCUCCAUCACGAGAGACAACUGUAGAAUUGUGGCUAACGGGAAAUAUGUGUUUCACUGGGGAAGCCGAGCCAGGGCCAGACGUGAGAGCUGCUCCGGGAUCAGUUUGGGAGACGUGGAGGUUUAGUCUGAGCCACGUGUUCGCUGGUUCAUCGGGACUCUGUAGAAACUGAACCGAAGCCAAACCCAGAGGCCUUCGAGGAACAGGAAACUGUCAAAGACUCUCGCGAAAGUUUAAAAAAAUAAUUAAAAAAAAAAUCAUUUCGUUUUUUUUGCCAAAGUAGGAAAAACUUGUUCUCUUGACGGCAAAACUUCUUUGGUUGUUGUUCUCGGUGCAGCACCCUCCUGGUUCGCUCUCAUGUUCAUUCUGUAGGUUUUUCUACAUUUCAUAGGUCGACUCAGACGGUGCCCGGCAACUAGUCCUCCUGGUCCCCCCUCGAAAUCGAAUGCCUUAUCAGAAACAGCU